UAACGCUGCCUCGUCGUUCAGAGUUUGUCCAAUGAGCGCUCGAGCUUUUAGGAUCGUGGGCGUGUACCUCCGCACUUCGUGUUGCUGUGUUUUCCGACGGUGGCACGGCUGGUAGUUGCACAGCUUAUGCUAAAACAAGCACCAGCCGCGUAUUUUCUCUCUCCACGACGACACUUUUAACCUUGUAAAGUCAACAGCUUCACCGCAAUGAAAAUGCCACCUCCACCGCGUCACAGAGCGAUGCGUGUCUUUAUGAACGGGGACCGCCACGUCAUGGCCAAACAUUCGGCCAUCUAUCCAACCCAGGAGGAGCUGGAAAGUGUCCAGAACAUGGUGUCCCACACGGAGCGUGCUCUCAAAGCUGUUUCUGAUUGGCUGGAUAAAGAGGAAAAGGGAACUACUAAGUCUGAAUUUGAAGGCACAGAAGCUGACAAAGACAGUGAGCAGAAGGAUCAGGCCACUCGUACUCUGCGUGGUGUGAUGAGGGUGGGCCUGGUGGCUAAAGGUUUGCUGCUGAAAGGAGAUCUGGACCUAGAGCUGGUUCUUCUCUGUAAGGACAAGCCUACCAUCGGUCUGCUGGAGCGAGUGUCUGAUAACCUUAUUGCACAGAUACAGGCAAUAACAGAAGAUAAAUAUAUCGUAACGCAGAAUAUCAGUGAUGCCAGCAUCAUUAUCCAGAACACAAAGGAGCCCCCCCUCACGCUCACUAUUCACCUCACAUCCCCUCUGGUCCGUGAAGAGAUAGAGAAGGCUACUGCCGGAGAAACGCUUUCAGUCAUCGAGCCUCCGGAUGUUCUGGACAGGCAGAAAUGCCUAACUGCCUUGGCAUCUCUACGCCACGCUAAGUGGUUCCAGGCCAGAGCCAACGGACUGCGCUCUUGCGUCAUCGUCAUCCGGAUCCUAAGGGACCUGUGCACCCGAGUCCCUACAUGGGCCCCGCUCCGUGGCUGGCCGCUGGAGCUGAUCUGUGAGAAAGCGAUCGGCACAGGAAACCGACCCAUGGGGGCGGGUGAAGCUCUGCGGAGAGUUUUAGAGUGUCUUGCUUCAGGGAUCCUCCUGCCAGAUGGGCCUGGUAUUUACGACCCCUGUGAGAAGGACCCUACUGAUGCCAUCGGUCACUUGGAUCAGCAGCAGCGGGAAGACAUCACACUGAGCGCACAACAUGCUUUAAGGCUGUCAGCUUUUGGGCAGCUUCACAAAGUGCUGGGAAUGGACCCUCUACCCUCAAAAAUGCCCAAAAAGCCCCGCAGUGAUACCCCCAUUGAUUACACAGGUACAGCACCCUGUCGUUUUGGAGUGCAAAUCCCGCCCAGCACGGCGUACGCCCCACCCAUGAAGAGGCCUAUAGAGGAAGAGGAGGGACCCGAUGACAAGAGUCCAAACAAAAAGAAGAAAAAGCUGCAGAAGAAAUCUGCAGAUGAAAAAGCUGAACCACCUCAGGCUAUGAACGCCUUAAUGCGGCUCAAUCAGCUGAAACCAGGCCUCCAGUAUAAGCUGAUAUCCCAAACUGGUCCAGUUCACGUUCCGGUAUUCACUAUGGCUGUGGAGGUGGACGGAAAGUCGUUUGAAGCUUCAGGUCCAUCGAAGCGCACGGCCAAGCUGCACGUAGCCGUCAAGGUGCUGCAGGACAUGGGCCUACCCACCGGGGUGGAAGUGAAGAGUGAACCGACUGUUAAAGUGGAAGAAACAGCGGUAGCAGUCACAGCAGAAGAAGUGCAGCCGCCAGCGACGCCCACCGAAUCUUCCUCUGCCACCACUGCAGCAGCGCCGCCUGCUGCCACCGAAGCUACAGAGACCACUCGCCAACAGGGACCAAUCCUGACUAAACACGGCAAGAACCCCGUCAUGGAGCUGAACGAGAAGAGGCGGGGCCUCAAGUACGAGCUCAUCUUGGAGACGGGCGGCAGUCACGACAAACGCUUCGUCAUGGAGGUGGAGAUAGAUGGGCAGAAGUUCCAGGGCACAGGAUCCAAUAAGAAGGUGGCCAAGGCGUACGCAGCGCUGGCUGCCCUGGAGAAGCUUUUCCCUGAAGGCUCUGUUCCUGAGCCGUCCAAGAAGAAGAAGGGACCACCCAUGCACCCAUCUUUUGGCCUGAUGGGAGGCGUGGAAGCCGGUGCUCCCAGAGGCAGAGGUAGAGGAGGACGAGGCCGAGGAAGAGGCAGAGGCUUCAACAAUGGCGGAGGCUACGGCCAAGGAGGUGGUUUUGGAACGUACGGAUACGGUAACAGCACCAACUCUGGAUACAAUUACUAUGACAACGAUGGAGCAAAUGGAGGAGCCGGGGUGUCUGGAAGCCUUUCAGGAGGCCCUCCGUUCAGCUCCCCCGAAGCGCCGGCUCCAAGCUCCUAUGCUUCCUAUUACCAGAAUGAAGGCUCCUACACGCCCCAAGCAGCCAGCAAAAUGCCCAAAAAGAAACCCCCCGGGCUGAAGGGGGGAAAGGGAAACAUUCCAGGUCCCCCUAGGGGCCCCGCUGGGCCUCCAGGAGGCUAUAUGUCAGGGCCCCCUGCAGGGCAGGGCCCGUACAGCCAGUAUGGGCCGGUAAAGAAGAGCUUCAACCAGAACCAGGGCGUCGCAGGCGGUUACUCCUACAGCACCGCCUACCCCAGCCAGGUGACGGGAGGGGCUGGUCCUGGAGGGAACCAGGACUACGGCUAUGAAGGCUUCAGCUCCCCUCCCAGUUACAGCGGACAGGGAGUGGCCAACCAGGGCUUCGGCCCCAACCACAGCCAGUACCACACCCCGGGCUUCGGCCGAGGCGACGGCAACAUGAACUACCAGUAUAGAUAAGCUGUUAGCGCUCAUGUCUGAACCAGUGACACCCUGCAUCCGUGUCUCCAAACCUUUUCCACAGAGAGUGACGGACGACCUGCCUCUGCUCUUUGCCUUCUCCAUGUUUGCUUCCUAUGUGCUUUCAGAUUUAGAUGUAGCACAUGUUGGCACACUUUUUGAGAUUUGUGGACUUUUUAAAUUAGUGGUCUGUUUCAAUGGUAUGAUCUGUUUUCGGUUUAUAUUUAUUUUUGUAAGCUUUUGCUCUUGGUCUUUGCCACUACAUAUGAAAAUGGAUGUGAUGCACCUAUUUUUAAGUCCAGACUUUAGUUUCUUUUUAUUUUAAUUUUAAUGGCUGGAAGAAUCGGAGACAACUUCAAGUAAAAAAAAAAAAAAGUAGUUUAACCAAUGUUUUGAUUUUGUUGCUCCAUUGUUUUGGUAGCUUUAAUAUGUA
Molecule: messenger RNA, 3220 nt
Organism: Cyprinodon tularosa
Lineage: Eukaryota; Metazoa; Chordata; Actinopteri; Cyprinodontiformes; Cyprinodontidae
Product: interleukin enhancer-binding factor 3 homolog
Exons: 18
Coding region: 208-2787 (859 amino acids)
Cellular component (GO): precatalytic spliceosome
Molecular function (GO): double-stranded RNA binding; single-stranded RNA binding
Source: RefSeq, a predicted model, not a curated record